This is a messenger RNA of Ipomoea nil (Japanese morning glory), 2273 nucleotides long. RefSeq lists its product as uncharacterized. The transcript has a single exon. The coding region runs from base 309 to 2165 and encodes 618 amino acids. Lineage: Eukaryota; Viridiplantae; Streptophyta; Magnoliopsida; Solanales; Convolvulaceae. The record is from RefSeq and is a predicted model, not a curated record.
CCUUCUCUCUUCUUUUCGUGGUUCCAUUAUUGCCUCUUCUGUCGGUCCUCUUCUUCUACUUUCUUUCUCUCUGCACAUUUAUUCUAGUGAGAGAAGAAAUUUUCAGCUCCAUCAUAAAGUUCCCACAACUUUCUGUGACCUUCUCUUCUCUCUCUGCUGUAAGUUCUACUCAUUUAUACAUAGUUUUUGCUUUUGUUUUUUCUUGAAAAUGUACCAUCAUUUUUUUUGUUGAAUCUUGUUCAAACAAAUUUUUGUGCUUGGACUAUAGAUAGCGUUUUCAAGAUUUUAGUGGGGUGUACUGUGUAAGAAUGUUGGGUUCAGGGAUUUCUGAGAAAAAUGGGAACUUUGGGUGGAUAUUGAGGGCAAAUCCCAUAGUUCAAUGGUGGUUUAAGGUGUUGGUAAUAGGGUUUUUUCUUGGAAUGUUGAUUGUGUGGGGGAUUGAUGGUGUCAAUGUUAAUGUGGGUAGCUUGCAGAAAGAUUUUGGUGUUCUGAGACUCAAUAGUAGCUCUGGGAUAUUUAGACCAACCUUCAAAGAUUUUACCUUUACCAAUGUUUCACUUUUACCCCAUUCUCUGCUGAAUCUCAGCCAAACUUUUGAGAAUUUGACCCAACCCCAAGAGGAUUUGGGUCCAGAAAUUGUUCCAAGUGAAGUUAAUUUAACUGAAAAUGGAAGUAUGGCUAUGGUGAAUUUGAGUGUGGGAGAUCAAGAAUUGGUAGGAACAAGUACGUUGAGUUGGAUUUCAGCUGAAUUAGAAGCCAACUAUUCGUCGAUGCUUUUCGAUAGGUGGAUGGCUCGAGGCGGUGAACCGUGUAGGGAGUCGAAAACUGUGGGUAUAAUGAUUCGAGGCGUAGAUGGUAGUGAGAGUAGUAUCAAGUUGUCGACUGGGGAUAUUCACGAAUUCGUUUUCCAGGCAUUGGAUGAUUCGGGGAAGCCUCGUUGUUUAGGUGGGGAUUAUUUCGAGACUGAUCUUUCUGGCGAGAAAUGGAAGUCGAGGCCUCCAAUCGAGGAUUUUGGCAAUGGUACCUACAAGUUUUCCCUCCAAGUCCACCCUGAUUUUGCAGGGGACUACAAUCUCACCAUCAUCCUAUUGUUUCGACACUAUGAAGGAUUGAAAUUCUCGCCUCAAAGAUUCGCAGUCGAUCAAGUCCUCCGUGUGAUCCCCAUCAAAUUCAAUAAAUCCUCAGCGGAGUUACCAGAAAUUUCACAGUGCCGAAAGUCUGAUCUUGCUAGAGACGUUUGGUCGGGGCGGUGGACUCGACACGCUAAGAAUGAUAGCUGCCCUAUUAGCAACGAUGGGCGAUACAGAUGCCAAGAACCAAAUUUCCCGUGCCAAAAACCAUGGUGUGACGGUCCACUAGGUUCGCUGGAGAGCAAUGGGUGGGUAUACUCGACACAUUGCUCGUUCAAGAUGUAUUCCAGUGAAGAGGCAUGGAAUUGUUUGAGUAACCGGUGGAUCUUCUGGUGGGGCGAUUCAAACCACGUUGAUACCAUCCGGAAUAUGCUUAACUUCGUUUUGGGGUUAUCCGAGGUUAAGGCUGUUCCGAGAAGGUAUGACAUGAACAUAACCAACCCCAAGAACCCAUCCCAAAUGGUCAGGUUUACAAGCAUUUUCAACGGUCAUCAUAACGCAACCGCGAACUAUCUGGGCUUGAAUUCAUUAUCAAAUGUAGAGUACCGGGAGCUGCUAAAAGGUUAUUUCUCGGGAAAUGUUGUUCCCGACACCAUCAUCAUGAACUCGGGUUUACACGAUGGAGUGUAUUGGCCUAAUCUGAGAUCUUUCAUCCAAGGUGCCGACUAUGCUGCCGCCUUUUGGAGCAAGAUAGUGGAAACGGUGAAGCAGCGAGGAUUGGCGCCACCCGAGGUAAUAUAUAGGACUACAAUCACAACGGGUGGCUAUGCCCGAAGCCUAGCCUUCAAUCCUCACAAAAUGGAGGCAUUCAAUGGGGUAGUCUUGGAUAAACUGAAGGCGUACGGUGUCCUAAACCGGGUCAUUGACGAUUUUGACAUGACCUACCCGUGGCACUACGACAACCGGUGCAAUGACGGGGUCCACUACGGCCGCGCCCCGCUCAAGUACCGGUGGAGGGAUGGGCAGAUAGGACACCAGUACUUUGUGGACCUGAUGCUGUGUCACGUGCUGCUCAACGCGCUGUGCACGAGAUAGCAGCAUCGGUUCCAGGCUGCGUUUAUCGCGCCCCGGCAACACUGAUAGGAGGGAGGGGUAAUAUUUUUUGGAUAAAUGAAUACAAGGCUUGGGAUCUAUAUAUAUAUA